CCGACUCACUACGCAUCCCAACUCAGACAUGGGCCUGUCCAUAUGGGUUAUAUUUUCAGCCCACAUCCCAACUCAGCUACGCAAUUAUCAAACACUGGUUUACCAAUUACAACCCCGAGUGCUAGCAUCCCAAGUUUUAGAAUCAAUCAAACAAACCUCAGUACCAAGAACCCUAUGCCUUGACAAACCCUAACGUUGAUUUAAAUCGUUUGUUCGCACUUCAAUCUCCAAGUCAUAAAUACACUCUUCUCUCCCCAUUCACUCGCAUUGGCUUUUGGUAGUUGAAGUCUUUCAUUGUUGUCAAAUUCAGAUCAGUCUUGAAAACUUUCAUUCCGCCACCAGCAUUCUUUAUCUUGGUCCAAAACCUUUUAAUUCACUCAGGACUACUCAGGCAAGUGAUAGCAGCUCUGGGCUUCGAGGGCUAGAAUCCUCCGAAGAAUUCAAGAGAAGAGGGAAACAAUUGAGAGAAAAGCAUAAUCCUAACAGAAAGGAAUCUACGGCACUAAUGGCAGACAAAGCUAAGGGAAUGGCCAGCUCAGCGCAUCACACGAAAUCCUUUAGUCCAUCUGCAGUUUAGUUUGUUCCCGGUGGGGCAAUUCACACGCUACCCAUGAAUCCCAUUUUGAUUUGCUUGUUGGAGGCGGAGAAUUGAGAAGAAAAUGAGAGCAGUGUCCCUUUGGCUUCGGCGCAAACACCAAUUGUCGUUGGCAUUGGCAUUUCGCAGAUUCUCGACAUCUAAUUCGAAGGUGAAAAUCUUUGAUCGCGAGUUGAAGCGCACACAACGUGACCGAGCCGCAUGGUUGACUCCCUCACACGACCCUCUUCUUCACACCGUCGCUCAAAAUCUCUUGGACCGCUUGCAGGACUGUAAGAAGACUUUUCCAACUGCGCUAUGCUUAGGAGGCUCAUUACAACCUAUCACGCGCUCUCUUUCUGUUCCUCCUGCCCCAGGUGGCGUGGAAAAGCUUAUUGUCAUGGAUGCCUCCUAUGAUAUGCUUCAAGCCUGUAAAAAUGCUCACCACAAUGCCACCGUUGAGACCCACUUUCUUGUUGCUGACGAAGAGUUUCUUCCUAUCAAAGAAAGCUCUGUGGAUUUGGUUGUUAGUUGCUUGGGACUACACUGGACUAAUGAUCUGCCUGGAGCAAUGAUACAGUCUAGAUUGGCAUUGAAGCCUGAUGGCUUAUUUUUAGCAGCUAUUCUUGGUGGAGAAACAUUAAAGGAGCUCAGAAUAGCUUGUACGUUGGCACAAAUGGAGCGUGAAGGAGGGAUCAGUCCCCGAGUAUCACCUUUGGCACAGGUUCGAGAUGCUGGGAAUCUUUUGACUAGGGCAGGUUUCACCCUUCCAGGUGUUGAUGUUGAUGAUUAUGUAGUUAAAUAUGAAAGUGCUCUGGAGCUUAUAGAACAUCUCCGUGCAAUGGGUGAAACAAAUGCUCUUUAUCAAAUGAACAAUAUCCUAAAGAGGGACACAGCGUUAGCAACUGCAGCUAUUUAUGAUUCAAUGUUUUCUGCAGAAGACGGCACUGUACCUGCAACAUUCCAGGUUAUAUACAUGACGGGGUGGAGAGAACAUCCUUCUCAGCAGAAAGCAAAAAGAAGGGGAUCAGCCACUAUAUCUUUCAACGAUAUUCAGAAGCAAUUUGGAAGCCAAAAUUGAUUGUCCUUCCCCUUAUUUUUCACUCUGCAUAUUUUAGUUUAAUUAAUAUACUUGGCGCAUUGUAUGUGUGGGUACACUCUUAAAUGGUUGACUUCAUGUAAAAUAUGAGUUUGACAUUAUGAAAUAUUAUUUUCUUUUGAUUUAAUUACUAUAUAGUUUAGAUACUAAGAAAUAGAAAUGUGUCCCAAUGGAUUUACAGACA
Messenger RNA from Glycine soja, 1857 nucleotides. RefSeq names its product putative methyltransferase At1g22800, mitochondrial. Gene Ontology annotation, cellular component: mitochondrion. NCBI's taxonomy places the organism in Eukaryota, Viridiplantae, Streptophyta, Magnoliopsida, Fabales, Fabaceae. Gene Ontology annotation, molecular function: S-adenosylmethionine-dependent methyltransferase activity. Gene Ontology annotation, biological process: mitochondrial respiratory chain complex I assembly. Bases 660 to 1655 code for a protein of 331 amino acids. The record is from RefSeq and is a predicted model, not a curated record. The transcript is spliced from 13 exons.